Messenger RNA from Myodes glareolus (Bank vole), 3533 nucleotides. Its product is annotated as keratin, type I cytoskeletal 14. Gene Ontology annotation, molecular function: structural molecule activity. Gene Ontology annotation, biological process: intermediate filament organization; epithelial cell differentiation. Gene Ontology annotation, cellular component: cytoskeleton; keratin filament. Lineage: Eukaryota; Metazoa; Chordata; Mammalia; Rodentia; Cricetidae. The record is from RefSeq and is a predicted model, not a curated record.
GGGAGGCUCCUUGGGGUCCCACCAACUGACAGGGGACACAGGGCUUUUCUUGGUCGAGGGUGUUAGGCCGCUAAAGAAGCUGGGGUUGGACUCCGCACCCAGUUCUUCUUCACGGACCUCCCUGAAUUUUGCCUCUUUCUCCAGGAAGGAGACCCCCUACGUCUUAUCCCACUCGACAGCAACAGUUUCUAACAGAAGUAUCUAUUCCUCAGUCCAAAUCCCCUCUGCCUCACUCUGGGGAAAUUGAAGGGCUGGGUCAGGCUUGUGGAGAGUAUUCUCUGGAAGGAGAUUAGAAGUGUCUGUCAGGGGUGGGUGGAGCCGGGUGGGGCCGCAGGUUACUCAUAUCCUCGCUAGUCCUUAGAGCGGCAAAUUUGGGGGAGCCCUCAGCCUCCAUAGUCUGCCUUAGCAUUGUCUCCUGAGCUCUUAAGCUCUGUUGUGGGGAGGGUGUUGACUUCUGCCUUGGUGGUGGGCAGGGUCAGGUGGGGUUGGCUGUCUGAGGAGCUUCUUCCCUUCUGGGAGUCGAUGAUACUAACACGAGGUGUAAGAGCCCCAACAGGGGCUGUUGGGGCCUGUCUGGGAAGAUAGGACAUGCCAGGCAGUCCCAGACACGACCACAUUCCUCCCAACAUGCCUGCUGGGGUCCAUGGGGCUGAGGGGCUGGCAGGAGGGUGUGGGGCAGGAAGUGGGUGUUCUGGGAGUUUCUCAAGCAUGUCCAAUUCAGGAUAACUGAGGCUGGGUAUACGAACCUCUGAAGCAGAAUUAGCUGAUGUCUGCUGGCCCUCAGGAACUCAGGAGUCAGGGACCCUCAUGUCCACUUUGGCCAUGCCCUUGGCUCAAUCCAACCUCAUUUCCAGGGGCCUGAAUUCCUCCUUGAUACAUGUCCUGCGUGAACUCCAUGGGGAAUCAAGUGUGGGUGACUGAGUUGAUUCUCUGUCUCCCACCUCAGCUAUCCUGGCGUCUGAGGGGAUAUCUGGGGCUGGAAACAAAAAAAGUUUGGCUUCUCCCAGGCAUGUAGCCUCACAUACUUUGAGACCAAAAUACGCUCUGACCCUCCGGCCAGACUCCAUGCCACACAAAGGUGACAAAAGUCUUCAACAUCCUUGUCCCGUUGGACUUCCAGAGCUGUCUGCAGUAGAAGCAGUGGGUGGGUGCCUUUUGCUCCCACUUUUCAGAAGAGCAAGCUGAGGCUCCGAGAAGCAUCGUGUCCCGGGUUGUACCUGACUCCGGGCUCUUUCUCAAUGUCUUUGGCUGUGUCUGUGAGACCUUUGGUGACUGGAUAGCUAACGUCACAGGUCUUUGUGCAGGUGUGUGGUGGGUAUUAGGGUCUGUACCCAGGACUUAGGGGAACUGCCUCAAGUCUGAGCCACCUGGAUGGCUGAGGCUGUGAGAAACUCUUUAGCAUGGCUAGUCCUUAGCAGGGAGUGCUGAGGGUGGCCAUGCUGGAGUACCUCCAGCUAGCUACCCGCUUCCGGCUAUGGUGGGCUUCCUCUACAUGUAGUAAGGGACCCCCACCCCAUUUAAUGGGAACUGACAGGUCAGCAGGUUUACGGUGUGGUAAGGCCUUACUCUGUCAUCCUAGCUGAGCCCAGAGUGUGGGUUCCCGAGGGCCGUGACUCCCAGGGCCUCAUGGGAAAGUAUAGCCUGCAGGCCCACCCCUCCCCUGAUGAAUCAUGCCUGGCGGGACGAGAAAGCCCAAAACACUUCAAACAAUGAGUUUCCAGUAAAAUAUGACAGACAUGAUGAGGCGGAGGAGAGGAGGGAUCUGAUGGGGAGUUGGCGCUGGCCUGUGAGUGAUGAAAGCCAAGGGGAAUGGAAAACGCCAGGACCGCCCCCUACUCAUGACUAUAAAGCCCUGCCAUCCUUUUCUAACGUACCUGAGCAGCAUUCUCUCCUCUCUCCGCUCGCUGACUUGCUCGCUCUCUCACCUUCCUCGACAACAUGACCACCUGCAGCCGCCAGUUCACCUCCUCCAGCUCCAUGAAGGGCUCCUGCGGCAUGGGUGGUGGCUCUAGCCGCAUCUCCUCCGUCCUGACUGGAGGAUCCUGCCGGGCUCCCAGCACCUAUGGGGGCCUGACAGUCAGCUCCUCUCGCUUCUCCUCUGGGGGAGCCUAUGGGAUGGGAAGUAGCUAUGGUGGGGGCUUCAGCAGCAGCAGCAGCAGUUUUGGUGGAGGAUAUGGUGGUGGCAUUGGGGGUGGCUUUGGGGGUGGCUUAGGCGGUGGCUUCGGUGGUGGCUUCGGUGGUGGCCUUGGUGGUGGUUUUGGCGGUGGUGAUGGUCUCCUGGUGGGCAGCGAGAAGGUGACCAUGCAGAACCUCAACGACCGCCUGGCCAGCUACCUGGACAAGGUGCGUGCCCUGGAGGAGGCCAACACUGACCUGGAGGUGAAGAUCCGUGACUGGUACCAGAGGCAGCGGCCUGCUGAGAUCAAAGACUACAGCCCCUUCUUCAAGACCAUCGAGGACCUGAAGAGCAAGAUCCUUGCAGCCACUGUGGACAACGCCAAUGUCCUCCUGCAGAUCGACAAUGCCCGGCUGGCCGCUGAUGAUUUCCGUACCAAGUAUGAAACAGAGCUGAACCUGCGCAUGAGUGUGGAGGCCGACAUCAAUGGCCUACGCCGAGUGCUGGAUGAGCUGACCCUGGCCAGAGCCGACCUGGAGAUGCAGAUUGAGAGCCUCAAGGAAGAGCUGGCCUACCUGAAGAAGAACCAUGAGGAGGAGAUGGCCUCCAUGAAAGGCCAAGUGGGUGGAGAUGUCAAUGUGGAGAUGGACGCAGCACCCGGUGUGGACCUGAGCCGCAUCCUGAAUGAGAUGCGCGACCAAUACGAGAAGAUGGCUGAGAAGAACCGCAAGGAUGCCGAGGAAUGGUUCUUCACCAAGACGGAGGAACUGAACCGUGAGGUGGCCACCAACAGCGAGCUGGUGCAGAGCGGCAAGAGCGAGAUCUCUGAGCUCCGACGUACCAUGCAGAACCUGGAGAUCGAGCUGCAGUCCCAGCUCAGUAUGAAAUCAUCCCUGGAGAAUAACCUGGAGGAGACCAAAGGCCGCUACUGCAUGCAGCUGUCCCAGAUUCAGGAAAUGAUCAGCAGCGUGGAGGAGCAGCUGGGUCAGCUGCGCUGCGAGAUGGAGCAGCAGAACCAGGAGUACAAGAUCCUGCUGGACGUGAAGACGCGUCUGGAGCAGGAGAUCGCCACUUACCGUCGCCUGCUGGAGGGCGAGGAUGCCCACCUCUCCUCAUCCACCCAGUUCUCCUCAUCCUCCCAGUUCUCCUCUGGUUCUCAGUCAUCCAGAGACGUGACCUCCACCAACCGCCAGAUCCGCACCAAAGUCAUGGAUGUGCACGAUGGCAAGGUGGUCUCCAGCCACGAGCAGGUCCUGCGCACCAAGAACUAAGGCUGCUAGGCACAACUCAGGCGUAGGAGGCCCCUGUGUGGACGCAGAUACUGCUGAAAGAGCCCCUCUACUGUCCCCACGCACUUCGCCCUUUACUUGACCCGCGUCCCUGCUGGCAAUCAAUAAAGUUUCUUUCUCUGAGUUGC